Messenger RNA from Neocloeon triangulifer, 2272 nucleotides. Its product is annotated as F-box/WD repeat-containing protein 9-like. The transcript is spliced from 7 exons. The record is from RefSeq and is a predicted model, not a curated record. Gene Ontology annotation, molecular function: protein binding. Lineage: Eukaryota; Metazoa; Arthropoda; Insecta; Ephemeroptera; Baetidae. Gene Ontology annotation, cellular component: TORC1 complex; TORC2 complex. Bases 397 to 1614 code for a protein of 405 amino acids. Gene Ontology annotation, biological process: regulation of actin cytoskeleton organization; TOR signaling.
CGGUGAUUUCUGUUUUCUGUUCUAAUUUCUGAUUUGCUGUGUACAAAACGAGUUUUCUGUAAUUUAUGUGAAUUAUUUUUCUUUUUCUCCGUGGUCUAGCGCUAAACUUGUUUUUUAACAAGUAGACUUUCGGCCCAGCAAGUUGAGCCUUGUAUGUACGCAAUUAUCCCACCACAGAGAGCUUCAGUUGUAUUUUUUAAAACAUUUAUCGCCUCUGUACGCACUUGUGGGUAGAUAAUGUAGGUUGAGUUUAUGUAUUCAGACCUUCUAUGCAAGUCGUUUAUUACUCACUCUAAGAGGAAGACUAAAGAAGAGGAAUACAAAAGGUUGCCAGGGCCUUACCAAAAUUGCAGCAAACAAAAAAUAAUGUGAUCACAAGGCCGUUUGAUACCCAAAAUGGAAAAUCAAACGGACUACUUAUCAAAAUUGCCUAUUGAGAUUUUCUUAUACAUUUGCUCGUUUUUGGAUGUCAAAAAAUCUCUUCCUGCCUUGAAAUGCACUUGCAAGCGACUGAACGAAAUUCUUUGCGACGAGCUGGUUUGGAAGUCCAGGGUAGCUGGUCGAUGGCUUCCUAAUGAAAAAGAAACGGAGGUAGACUGGAAAGAGGCAUGCACUUGUGUUGAAAUUGAAGCUUCCUAUUUACGAGAACCAACGACUUGUGAUCAGAUCGUAUUUCGUAAAGCGCACGAAUCUGACAUUGACGCAUUGCAUAUUUUGGAGAACCACCAAAUUCUAUUUACUGGCUCUCGUGAUGGCUUCAUCAAAAUCUGGAACAUCAACAAAGAGAAAAAGACUCUAGAAAAGUCAAUGAUUUUACCUGGAGCUCACAAUGGAUGGGUUUGGAGAAUUGCUUCCGAAAGUUCAAGGCAAAUUUUCUCCUGCAGCUUUGACCACUCCAUGAAGCACUGGAACUUCAAUGAAGAUAAACUGACUGAAAUUUGGAAUCUUGAUUUGAAAAAACCUGUGAUGUCGUUGAUAGUAGUAGACGAAAAUUUGAUUGCUGCUGGUUUGCACAGUGAGGUUGCCUUGGUGGAUCGAAGGCAGGGAACGGCCAUCAGGCACAUCUUUAAAGAUAACUUUGUGAAACUUAACUUGGCGUUAAUCAACAAAAACAUUCUGGUCUCGAAUGGUGUUGGAAAGAAAAUUUGCCUCUAUGACCUGCGAUAUGAUAAAGAGGCCUUCUGCCUCUUUGACUUCAGCAAGGAAAAACCUGUGGUGCCCAUGCAUUUAGCUGUCCAGCAAAACAUUCUCUAUGUCUCCGAUAAUAAAUCCAAACUUUAUGCUUGUGAUGUCACUAAAGAGGAACCAUUUUUAAUCAAAGAGUAUUAUCCACCGGAGGGAGAAAGGAUGAAAGUUAUCGGAAUGUUUGCAAGCUACACUUCUCUCAUCAUGGGACUGAACUACAACAAAUCAGGCCACAUUGCAUUUUGGAGACCGAGAGCAUCUGCUACUUCAGAAGACGAGAGAUAUCCUGCUUUGAGAAAAGUCGGGGAGUUUCACAAUAUAGGAGACUUCAAUGGGUUGUGUAGUCAAAUGCAUCACAGGGAUGGGAUGAUUGUAUCUGCCAGCAUUGCUGAGAAUGAUUUGGUUUGUGUCGUUCCGAAAGAUUUCUAGUGUUUGCAGCAGUGCAGAAUGGAUUAAAUAAAUUGAAUCUUGCAGCUGACACCUUUCAAGCCAUAGCAGAGGUCGGUUGGCAAGGAGUCGUGGAUUUCUUUACAAAAAAUCAGGUGAAGAGCACACACGAUUUAACAGAUUUUGGUGGUCAAAAAUGUUCCUGGAAAUAUUGAAUAUCUCUGGUUCUAUUUGAGAUACUGAAAUGCGGCGAGAACCAAAAAUUUUCUUUUUAUAUCCUCUUUAACCCUGAGAAGUCAAAUAAUUCAAGAGGUCUACGUCAUAAUGUAUGGGUUACAUAUGCUAAAACAUUCUAGCAAAAAUAUGCCACUUUUGAUUCUUUGAUCGGGCUAAAAAAUUUUAAAAUUUAGGAACAACGUAUAUAUUUUAAAAAUUCAGGAUGGCAUCUUUUUUAGAUUUUUUUUUAAAAUAUCACAAUAUUUUAAAAAAACUAAAAGAUUUUCACAUUUUGCCGAUGAUCAAAAAUUGAUUUUGAGAAAGUACUAAUAUAGAUAAAUAAACUUAUUUAUUUUUUGACGAUUCGAUCAUUCCUAAAUUAUCAAAAAAUCUCUUAAAAAAAUUUCUGGCCAAUGGCAAAAAUUUGAAAUUUUCACGUUUUUUAUUUUACCUGUGAUUUUUUUUUUUCAAAAUCUAAGAAGAU